UGGUCACUUGCAUGUGACACACCCUGUGCUGCAGAGCCGACUCCUCAGAUAGUCAUUAGCAUCAAUGGAGGAAGUUUAUGCGAAUGUUGAAUAUGAGGAAUGUGUUGAAUUCAAAGGAACCCCCAAAAAACAGACAGGCUCCGAGGUUUCAAAGAGAUUUCCUGGAGCUGUUGUCCUGUUUCUGGGGCUGCUCAGUGUUCUCCUGCUGGCUGGACUCAUCGGUGUCUGUGUCCACUACCAUGUCUCAGCAUAUGGAUCAGCUCCAGAUCUCUCCAUGAUCAAAGCCAACCUGACUGAGAGUCUCAACGCCAGUUAUAAAAAGAUUUCUUCCCUGACUGAAGAAAGAGACCAGCUGAAAGCCAGAAUCACUGAAAUGACUGAAGAGUUGAAGAAGUCUGUCCCAAAAGAGAAAACGUGUCCUGCAGGAUGGAGGAUGUUCAGUUGCGCCUGUUAUCUCCUCUCUUCUGGGAGGGGUUCCUGGGAUGAAGGCAGAAAGGACUGCAGAGGCAGAGGAGCAGAUCUGGUGGUGAUAGACAGCUCUGCAGAGCAGGAGUUUCUCAAAAAGUUCACCCAGACAUAUGCUUGGAUCGGUUUGACUGACAGAGUUAAAGAAGGAACCUGGAAAUGGAUAGAUGGAACUCCACUGACUCUGAACAACUGGGGAAACAACCAGCCUGAUAAUGGUGGUGGAGAUCCACAGUGGGGUGAAGAGGACUGUGCCCAUAUCAGACCUGACAGCGAGUGGAACGACCGGUCAUGUGAAACCUUAAUGCGGUGGAUCUGUGAGAAAACGGCUCAACAUUGCUGAACGUUUUGAGAUCAUCAAUUUGAUAAUGCUUUGGCUUUGGCAAUAAUGCUCUGUCAUGAUGAGAUGAUCCACCACCAUUCCAGCCAGUGUGUGUAUAUAUGUAUGUGUGUGUAUCAUGUGAUCCAAUUGAAAGCCCCAUAGAGUAGUGCAGAGAUGACACCUUUUUGUAGGCCAACACAGAAAUUAACAUUGCCCUGGUUCCCUCAACAAAAGCCUGUGGGAUUUUUCAAUAAGAUUUUGGAUAAUUGCAGAAAAUAAUCUCUGUGGCAAACAAACGUUUGUGAUACUUACACGAUUUGUUUAGCAGGAUAGUCUUUAUAAAGGAACACAUUUUUUAUUAUUUCUGAAGCAUCAAUGCAAUCACCAUGAGGAAAAAGCUAACGCUGGGCUAUAAACAAACAACACUAUGGUCGUGUGACUUCAAUGUCCUCACCAUAACGAGGCUGUAAGGGUGAGUUUGGCAUGAUGAUGCUCUGUGGUCUCAUUUAGCCACUUGUUAGCAACUGUCUUUUUUAAGACGCAUAAAGGCUUCAAAAUUUAUAAUUUGGGUAUUGACUGACAUAUUUUAUGUGUAGACCAAAACCUCAAAG
Molecule: messenger RNA, 1398 nt
Organism: Epinephelus fuscoguttatus (brown-marbled grouper)
Lineage: Eukaryota; Metazoa; Chordata; Actinopteri; Perciformes; Serranidae
Product: CD209 antigen-like protein E
Exons: 6
Coding region: 65-808 (247 amino acids)
Source: RefSeq, a predicted model, not a curated record